Actinia tenebrosa (Australian red waratah sea anemone) is the source of this 3954-nucleotide messenger RNA. RefSeq lists its product as uncharacterized. The record is from RefSeq and is a predicted model, not a curated record. Lineage: Eukaryota; Metazoa; Cnidaria; Anthozoa; Actiniaria; Actiniidae.
CGCAUCAGAGAUUAACAUACACUCCGACUCACAAGAACCAUAAAUACUACUUCUUUAAUUCGCUAUGUUUCCAGCAGUCUAAACAACUAGCUAUACUUUAACAGUCCAGCGAAGUUCUUAGAGGAUUGUGCUAUCAAUCUGAGGUAUUUUGUUAAUAUUAAGGUAAACUACAAGAUAUUGCUGUUCAUGAUAAUGGAGUGCCAAUAUAACUUCACCAGCAUCUAAUGGUGUGUCUGUCGUCAAUCAUAAGCAAGAGGUGGUGUUGGUUAUAAGACUGAAUAUUGUAGUAAGGAAUGCAGAGAAGACAUGUGAAUGGUCCCUCACAUCCUAGCUCCCUUAAAAACAGCAAACCUGUUAAUAAGAGUAAGGUUAUUGGUUUGCACGAGAAUGGGACAGUAACCCAGACAAAUGUCACUGCGGAGAAUGACCUCCAAAGCUACGAUGAUGAAGACUUAGAUAUUGCACCGUAUGUAGUAAGAAAAGAUAGACUGAUAAUGGAAUUAGAGAGCAGCUUGGCUGAAAUAGAUGACCAGUGUGUGAGUGCGUCACGACUCGAAGAACAAAAAAACGCGGCAGAAGAACAGAGAAAUGUACUGUUAAGAGAAAUUGAGGGGACAGUAUCUGAAAUCCAAAGUCAUGUACUGAACGCACGUGAAAUGGAAAUUGAGAAAAAAGCAAUUGAAAAUGAAUGCAAGGGAUUGAAGAAACAGGUUGAGCAUUUACGCGCUCUUCUGGAUGGUAAGGAAGGUAACAAACAGUGGAAUCAUAUCGAUAUAUUACACGGAGAUGACUCUAUGCGUGCUAGUCUUGCGCAUGCUAAUUCAAAGAACCAGCUGUUGGAGAAAGAGGUGAAAAAGUUGAGGCUUGCAAAUGAACGGUUGCACUUGAAAGAAAAGUCAAGCAAAGGCUCAGCAGAUGUUGAAAAGUUGAGAAAAGAAAACGAAGAAUUACAAAAACUUCUCCAAGCAGCUGAAGAAUCCGAAAAUAACAUCGCUCAGGAGUUGGCAACGUGUCAUCAAACAAUGGCGCAAAUGAAACACGAUUAUGAACAGUUAAACCAGGAAAAGCUACAUAUUGAAGCGGAGAAGAACAGCAUUGCUCUUGAAAAAGCCGAACUGGAAUCAGAACUGAAGAAACUACAUGAUUCACAAGAUAAACAGAAUGCUAACGCAAUCAAAAAGGAUUCUGGUGUCCCAAGUAGCAGACUAGAGAAGGAAAAGAUAAUGUUACAGAAAAAACUACAGAAAAAUGAAGAUGAACGAGAAGAAUUAGAAAACCAGAACACUGAACAAAAGAAACGAAUAGAAGAAUUACAAGCUGAAAUCAAGGGACUGAAACAAGGUAAGAAAGGAGAGAAAGGGGAAUCAAAAGCAAAUGAACAACUGAGACCAGCACUGGAAAAACUAAAUAAAGAGAACUCAGAGCUACAUCUUGAGUUGGAAAAGGCUGAGAAGGAAAUAAACGCCCUGAAGAUAUGUCUAGAGGAAGAGCACGAUAGUAAAACUAAUGAAGAUGUUGCAAUCGAAAAGAAUGAGAAAACUAAAGCAGAAACAACGAAAAAAGGCAAAACUGCAAAGAAAACUAAGAAAAGUUCGACUAAAGAAGACAAGAAAAGCGAUGAAAACGACGAAGAUAUGCAGAGUUUGAAAGAUGAAAUUGAAAUGUUGAAAAAGAACAAGUUCAACAUGGAAAGUGAAUGUCUGGCGCUGUCAGAAACAGUUACCAAAGUCGCUGGCGAGAAACGAACCAUGAAAAAAGAAAUAGAAGAUUUAACGAACGAAAAAGAGAAGCUGGAAAAAAAAGUCAAAGAUUUGGAGUUCAGGAUACGAGAACUGGAGAUUAUUAAAGCACGUAAAGAGGAGUUGGACACGAAUCAUGCGGAACUGCAAACACGGCACCAAGAAGUUUCUUCUGAGCUGGAAAAAGUGAACGAAAAUAAUGCAAUGAUUCAUAACCAACUUGAAAGAGCAACUGCUGAAAAGGAUACACUUUUGACGGAGAGAAAGGAGUUCCAGGAAGCCUUGCAGGCUAUUAAAAAAGAAAUGGAAGGUGUACGCAAAGAUGUGGCCAGCAAAAGUAAUGAGAUAAAACUGCUGAGAAAAAAGCAUGAAGAAGAAAAGAGGAGACUGAUUGGUAUGAAAGAUGGAGGCGACAAGGAAAUGAAUAGAUUACAGAAUAAAUUAAAGGGGAUCGGGGAGCUAUUGGGAAUGGAGACCGAUCUGGAACCCGAUGAGGAAGAAGUUAAGAAAAUCAUUAAAAAGUUACAAACUGAUGUUGAAGAGUUGAAGAAAAAGAAUGAAGAAUUGGAAAAAUCAAAAAUAGACAUCGAAGAAAAAUUAGAAGGCGUAGAGAAAAAGUCCGAAGAAUUGUUGGUAGAAAGUGCUAAAGCAAAUGAUAUGGCGAUGGAGAAAGCUGUUGAACUGUCACGAACAAAAAGGGCCUACGAGAAAAAAAUCGAAAAAUUAAACAAAGAAAAUUCAGAAUUUAGGAAAAAAUUAGGUGAACUUUCUCCAGCGAGAUCUGCUUCACCACGUAUAUCCCCUGAACCUAUCAUGGCACAGAAUGCACAGAGUGUAGAAUCAGAAUAUACUGGCGCGUCAUCUGCUCAACCACACCCACUACAACCAUCACAGGCUAGCAAGCAUGGAAACUCCGGUCCUCGGCAUCAAAAUCUUGAAGGUAGAAGGUCUCCCCCUUAUACCGGAAGAGGACACGGCCUUCCAAUAGAGCCACCUCCUUACCCUAUGACUAAGAGAAAGUCAAUGGAUGAUGUGGCGCUUCGAGAUCAACGAAACGAGCGUUACUUGCCUCCCUACCCUGGAAGACCACGACGUACAUCUGAGACCAGACCCACAUCAAGACCACAAAGUGGUUCAGUUGUUACUGUUGUUGCUGGUUCUGUGGGAGAUAGACAAGAGGUAAGGAGGAGCAACGCUAACUACAGUUCGUUUCCAAAAGAAAGGAGGCGAAGCCAUGGAGGACAGGCUUACCCACAACGAUCUUCUGAACCGGGGCAUAGUUCUGAGCCCCAGUCCCCAAGCGAGCCUACGUUCCAAGUAGUUGGGUAUCGAAAAGUCAUUCAAGAACACUACGUCUGACACAGCGUCUGGCACAAAAAAUAAUGAGAAACAUCGGCUCCUCAAGCCUGCUAAACAGGAUAUACUAGUUAAACAGGCUUCCUCGUCCUAGUCUUUUUUUCUCUUCAAUGUGCUUCAAUGUUCGUUGAGGUCGCACUGUAACGUAAUGAAUUAUUACGAUUAUUGAAUAUCGAUAGAGACUCAUAACACUGCCACCUCCCUGCUGGUCGGUGAGUCGCAUUAAGUUUCUCUUUUCUUAUGAUGUCUUUGUCAUUUUUUUCCUAUCAAACACGUUUUUUCACGGAUUUUCUUAGCUAUUUUCUUUUCAUUUAUCAUUCAUGAAAAUGAGUUUACAAUAAUGUUCCAGUUAGAAUACUGCUAGCCGCACUACACCACCGUCUCAUGCAACUUUGAUAAUGAAAUCGAUAUGUUCCCAGACUCUUUACCUUUCACGUCCAGCAAAAGAAGAAAGAGCCUGGUGUAGGUAUUGUAUUAGUGAUAUCGGCUAAAGCUAAUGAGCUAUAUUUGUUUGCGAACCAUAGUUCAGCCAUUAUUUUCACUCAAAUAUUCACCUGCAUUUACGCACUUUACGAGGUGUAUUUAACAAUUAUUCACCUAAGUUGAGGUAGAGAGUCCUAAUUUAUUGACUCCUACUUAUAUUAAUUCAUAAGUGAAUAACGCUAAAUACUUUUUUUUUGAUAACCAGAGAUUUUCUAUGUCGCGUGCACUUGGUUCAAUUAACCGCGGUAAAUAUCGCCCAAUAUCCACCUGUAUAGUAUUGGAUAUCUAUUCCACUUGUUUAUAUCUGAGAGGUGUAAACUUUGUACUGUAUUUUUAUGGUAUUCUUUUGUAAUAAACUGUGCAAAAUCUUUUGUAA